Messenger RNA from Trypanosoma grayi, 1647 nucleotides. RefSeq names its product tRNA-dihydrouridine synthase 3. The transcript has a single exon. Gene Ontology annotation, molecular function: tRNA dihydrouridine synthase activity; flavin adenine dinucleotide binding; RNA binding. The record is from RefSeq and is a predicted model, not a curated record. Bases 1 to 1647 code for a protein of 548 amino acids. Lineage: Eukaryota; Euglenozoa; Kinetoplastea; Trypanosomatida; Trypanosomatidae. Gene Ontology annotation, biological process: tRNA processing.
AUGGACGACUCGACGGCACGCAGCACUGCGACAGAGGAGGCUCCAUCCACCGCACCUGCUGCAAGCCCCGCAGCUCCUGUUGCCCCGGCGGUGCUCUCACGUGGUAUCUGCGGGGUGAAGGCGGAGUAUCUCCGUCCCGCACCGAUGCGUGUCACGCUCGACGCAGAGGGGCGCACGCGGGGGAUGAACAAGGGGGCGGAGCGGUUGCGGUCCUCCACGGUUGAUGGGACGCAGCGUCCUUCCUUUGACGGGGAGUCGAACUUCUUUCAUGGCGAGGUCCUGCAGCGCAUCAAGGCGAUUGUGCGACAGCGCAACACAGUGACCAAGCGCGCACGCGACAGCGAUAACAAUUGUGAGCCGAAGCCAGAUAAGGUGCCGCUGGUGGACGAAGGUGAGACUUCUGUGGAGCCGAGCAACACCAAUGGUGUCGGGGACGCAGCACAGCAGCAUGUGGAGCACGCCGCCACCAGAAACAGUGACACACCGCGUGUCGUCAGCAGCGGCAGCGAAGAGGCUCUGCGUGAGAACGCAGCGCGGCGAAGCGCACUCUUUUCGAAUAAGCUGGUACUGGCGCCUCUCACUACGGUGGGCAAUCUUCCGUUCCGUCGCGUGUGCAAGGAGUACGGCGCCGACGUCACAAUGAGCGAGAUGGCACUUGUGUACAACCUCAACCAUUUGCAAAAAAGCGAGUGGUCGCUGCUGCGCCGCCACGAGUCUGAGGAUAUAUUCGGCAUUCAAAUCGCUGUCUCACGGCCGCAGGACGCCUUGACGUGGGCGCAGGCCAUCGAAGCGUCUGAUUUUUCAUACGAUUUUGUCGACAUUAACUGCGGCUGUCCUGUUGAUAAGAUAGUGAACUCCGGUUGUGGUUGUGGCCUUUGGGAGCGGAAGGGGAACCGACUAAAGGAAGUUGUGCAGUCGUUGGUGCAUCACCAGUCAAAGCCCGUCAGCAUCAAGUGCCGCAUUGGACCCAACGAAGAUGUCCCGCUCCUGCACAACCAGAUUGGCGACUACGCAGGGUAUGGAGCUGCCGCCGUCACAAUUCACGGCCGCUCGCGCAAGCAACGCUACACGAAGCUGGCGAACUGGUCGUACAUUGAUGACUGCGCCACGCGGACGGCUCUGCCUGUAAUCGGGAACGGCGACAUCUUCUCAUACGAAGACAUUGUCAGUCACCGCGAGCAGUGCCCGCAUGUCAGUUCAUACAUGAUUGGACGGGGUGCGCUCAUUAAGCCGUGGAUCUUCGAGGAGAUCAAGGCGGGACAGACGAGGGAUAUCAGCAGCCAUGAGCGCUUUGAGAUGUUGCGACGCUUCUGCGACCACGGCCUGGCUCACUGGGGCUCGGACGAGCGUGGGGUUCUCACCACUCGGCGCUUUCUCUGCGAGUGGCUCUCCUUCCUCUGCCGCUAUGUGCCUGUCGGGCUGCUCGAGCGGCUGCCACAACGCAUUAACGAGAGGCCACCAUUCUACGAGGGGCGUGACGAGUUGGAGACACUCAUGGCGAGUGAUAGUGCGGUGGACUGGAUCCGGAUCAGUGAGAUGCUGCUCGGCCCUGCCGGUGAUAAGUUCAAAUUUACACCGAAGCACAAAAGCAGCAGCUACGCAACCAGCGGAGCGACGAGCGAGAUGGACAUGAAUGUGGAGGGUUGA